Salvelinus namaycush (lake trout) is the source of this 2765-nucleotide messenger RNA. RefSeq names its product arf-GAP domain and FG repeat-containing protein 1-like. Lineage: Eukaryota; Metazoa; Chordata; Actinopteri; Salmoniformes; Salmonidae. The transcript is spliced from 12 exons. Gene Ontology annotation, molecular function: GTPase activator activity. The record is from RefSeq and is a predicted model, not a curated record. The coding region runs from base 158 to 1636 and encodes 492 amino acids.
UAGUGCGUGACUCCUUGUUCAGCCGACAGCACAAGUAGCCGCUCUACUCCGUUCCUUUCAGACAGAGUCGGUACACGUUUAGCAGCAAAAGCUUUCCCUUCAAUUGUAAUUCCCCAUCCUUCCCUGGUUUUAUUUUCUUCCCCUAUUUGUCCCAGUCAUGGCGGCGAGUGCGAAAAGAAAGCAGGAGGAGAAACACCUGAAGAUGCUGAGAGAAAUGACGAGUUUGCCUCCCAACAGAAAGUGCUUUGACUGCGAUCAGCGCGGCCCAACCUAUGCCAACAUGACGGUGGGGUCUUUCGUCUGCACCUCCUGCUCUGGCAUACUGCGAGGGCUGAACCCACCCCACAGAGUGAAGUCCAUCUCCAUGACGACCUUCACGCUACAGGAAAUCGAGUUCCUCCAGAAACACGGCAAUGAGUCAUGUAAACAGAUAUGGCUGGGGCUUUACGACGACAGAACGGCCUCCAUACCGGACUUCAGAGAACCCCAGAAAGUCAAGGAGUUCCUUCAGGAGAAAUACGAGAAGAAGAGAUGGUUUGUUCCCCCGGAGCAGGCCAAAGUGGUGGCUUCGGUCCACGCCUCAAUCUCAGGCUCGUCAGCCAGCAGCACCAGCAGCACCCCCGAAGUCCGACCGCUCAAAACACUGCUGGGGGAGUCCGCCCCCACCCUGCACCUCAACAAGCACACACCCAGUCAGUCUCCGGUGGGGAGUCGUGCGGCCCAGGCCCUCCAGCUGAGCCAGCAGCAGCAGUUCCACGACAAGAAGUUUGACCUCCUCAGCGACCUGGGCGGAGACAUUUUCGCCGCUCCGUCCCACUCGCAGACGGCAGCAGGCUUGGCAGCCAACUUUGCUAACUUUGCACAUUUCAACAGCCACCCAGCUGCUCAGAACGCAAACACAGACUUUGCUAACUUUGAUGCGUUUGGGAACGCGGGUCCAUCGGGUGCUGUCCCCUCGGCACCCCAAGCCCCCUUCCAGACCUCACAUACAGGAGGUAGUGUCCCUAGCGGGGUUCCAGGCUCUCUCCCCCCGGUGACGUCGGCAGGACUGCGUCACCCCCAGAGCCAGCUGACGGGUACGUCUGCGGCAGACCGCUACGCCGCGCUGGCCGAGCUGGACAACGUGUUCGGCUCGUCAGCCCCCGCCACCAGCGUCUACAACACCAUCAGCACUUCUAAAGGGGGGAUGUUUGGCACUGUGACAGGAGUCUCGUCAGCCCAAGCACAACAAUGUAUGUCCAGCAUGCCCCAGGGUUUUGGAGGUCCGUCAACAAACCCCUUUGCUGCUGCAGCGGUUGCCCCGGCGAUAGCCACCACCAACCCCUUCCAGAGCAACGGGAGAGCAGCGGCUAUUGCAGCAGCAGAUUGUGAGUGUCCUCUCCUCUCCCGCCUAUCUUGCAGCCACGUUUGGCACAGGGUCCAUGAGCAUGCCAGCCGGAUUCAGGAACGCUGCUACCUACAACCUCCCCACCAGCUUCAGUGGGACCUUCCAACAGCCCUUCCCAGGCCAGGGCCCCUUCCCCCAGCCUCCGGCCUAUCCCCAGCAACCCAACGGAGGGGGGUUUUCAGCCUAUGGACAGGCCAAGGCUGUGGUGACCCCCUUUGGGCAGGCGAUGGCUGCACCCGGGGUCUCUAGUAACCCCUUCUUGGCGGGCGCCCCUUCAGGACACUACCCCUCAGGAAGCUCUUCAACGAAUCCUUUCUUAUAGCACUGCUCCACCUGAACUCCACCACUAGGGUGUUGUCAACUGGCGUGCACCGCUCUCACCUCUUGCACUGUUUUGUUUCACAAGACGCUUUAAAAAAGACAAACCCAAUGUUUCUAAAACUGGUAUUUUGUAUUAAGUGACGUAACUGACACCGUCCAUGGCAACAAAAAACAAAACAAGUUAAAGGUGUGUAGAGGGAAGGGGGGGUGGUGUUAGGGGUGGCAGGAAGCCUAGCUGUUAAGCGUUGGGCCAGUAACCGAAAGGUCGCUGGUUUGAAUCCCUGAACUGACUAGGUUAAAAAUAUGUCUGUGCCCUUGAGCAAGGCACUUCACCCUAAUAGCUCCUCCUGUAAGUUGCUCUGGAUAAGAGGGUCUGCUAAAUGACUCACAUGUAAAUGUCUUAAAGGGGCUGAGUUUCCUCUCGUCCUCCAUCUAACCUGUGAUCUGGCCCGACCUCAGCUGAGCCAAAAGUAUAUUCAAACUGGCUGAUACUAAGUUAUUGCAAAAUAUUCCCAUUCAUUACGCUGCAAUUCUGUAAAUAUUUUUUUCUUAGGGGAAAUUAGCUCUGUGCAUAUCAGUAUUUGUAUCUUUAACACGAGUUUAAGGCAGAACUGUUACUUGGAAAAUCUUAGAGGACUACUGUGAGUUACUGUAUUUGUAAAGAAGAACCAAAAGCGGUUUGUACAGCGUGGUAUCGGUAGGACUAUUUUUACAGAGAAUAAGAGGUGAACAUGCGUUUCAUCAUUUGUUACAGAAGAGGGGGAGGAGUCUCUCCUCUUCUGUGAUUGGCCUCGAGGGCAGAGACUCCACCUGGAAGGGGAUGGGCUCUCACCUGUCUGCUGUCCAAGUGGUUUACCACAAUAUAGACUGAAUACCACUGAUGUUGGGUGUUAAAGACAUUUAAGUUAAUGUGUAUAUAUAUUAAAAUGAAUUUUAACUAAAAAGAAUGACCAAACCAUGUCUUUGUAUUGCUGCACUGUACAUCUCCAUUUUCAUAUAUUGAAAUAUUUUUGAUAUACUGUAUAUAAAAAGAUUUCUAUCACGAUGAAGAUGUUGC